Molecule: messenger RNA, 207 nt
Organism: Didymodactylos carnosus
Lineage: Eukaryota; Metazoa; Rotifera; Eurotatoria; Philodinida; Philodinidae
Source: the annotation of a GenBank genome assembly
AUGGUACAGAUAUUUGAACAGAUAGUUGAUGAUGUGUAUUCUGAAAAAAAAGAUAAUGAAAACGUUGUAAUUAAAGAUGUAAAUUUGAUUGGUGGAAUUAAUGAUGAUAUUUCCGCAGCUAUCCUACGAGGUACUGAAGAAAUGCAAGUAAAUCCAAAUUUUGGUGAAAAAUUAAAUAAGUUUAUUCGUGCAAUUAAUUUUGUAUGA